Molecule: messenger RNA, 1891 nt
Organism: Rhizophagus irregularis DAOM 181602=DAOM 197198
Lineage: Eukaryota; Fungi; Glomeromycota; Glomeromycetes; Glomerales; Glomeraceae
Product: T-complex protein 1 subunit delta
Biological process (GO): protein folding
Cellular component (GO): chaperonin-containing T-complex
Molecular function (GO): ATP binding; ATP hydrolysis activity; ATP-dependent protein folding chaperone
Source: RefSeq, a predicted model, not a curated record
UUAUCCUAACUUAUUAAUCUAAUUGGCUGAUCGUACACGUAAAUAUCUGCAACUGAUUUUUAAUUUUUUUUUUGUACACAGUGGUUAUGACAGAAAACAAAGUAUCGAGUUAUAGAUCUUUCAAAGACAAGGAAAAGCCCGUAGAAGUUCGACUUAGCAACAUUAUCGCUGCUAAAGCGGUAGGGGAUGCUGUGCGGACUUCCCUUGGUCCUAAAGGCAUGGAUAAAAUGAUUCAAACUGGUAGUGGUGAAGUUGUCAUCACUAAUGAUGGAGCUACAAUUUUGAAACACAUGUCUGUUUUACAUCCCGCAGCUAAAAUGCUCGUUGAUUUGUCUGCUGCUCAAGAUGUUGAGGCCGGAGAUGGGACAACGUCUGUUGUAGUUAUUGCAGGCGCACUUUUGGGAGCUGCUGAGAAAAUGCUUGUUAAGGGGAUACACCCUACAACAAUUGCUGAAGCUUUCCAGCGCGCUGCCAAUAAAUCAACUGAAUUUCUUACAGAGAUGUCUACUCAAAUAGAUUUAUCAGAUAAGAAUUCAUUGUUAAGGGCCGCUAGCACUUCAUUAAACUCAAAAAUUGUUUCACAAUAUUCUGGCCUUCUUGCCCCUAUUGCUGUUGAUGCCGUAUUGCGCGUAAUUGACCCAGCAACAGCUACUAAUGUGGAUUUAAAAGAUAUUCGUAUUGUUAAAAAAGUUGGUGGGACAAUCGAUGACACCGAAUUAAUAGAUGGAUUAGUACUUACCCAAAAUGUUGUUAAAAAUUCUGGAGGACCGACUCGCAUUGAGAAAGCAAAGAUAGGCCUAAUUCAGUUUCAAUUAUCUCCACCAAAACCCGAUAUGGAGAAUCAAAUCAUAGUUAAUGAUUAUAGACUUAUGGAUAAAAUUUUAAAGGAAGAAAGACAAUAUCUUCUUAAUAUGUGUAAAAAAAUUAAAAAAACAGGAUGUAAUGUUCUUUUAAUUCAAAAAUCAAUUCUUAGAGAUGCUGUUAAUGAUUUGUCUUUACACUUCCUGUCAAAGUUGAAAAUUUUAGUGGUUAAAGAUAUUGAAAGAGACGAGAUUGAGUUUAUUUGUAAGAGUACUGGCUGUAAACCAAUUGCGGAUAUAGAAUCAUUUGCUGAGGAUAAACUUGGUUAUGCUGAACUUAUUGACGAAGUUCAAACUUCAGGUGCUCGUGUUGUUAAAAUUACUGGUGUCAAACACAUUGGCAAAACUGUGUCAAUCUUAUGUCGUGGUGCUAAUUCUCUGGUUUUGGAAGAGGCUGAACGUUCACUUCAUGAUGCGCUUUGUGUUGUUCGCUGUCUUGUAAAGAAAAAAGCACUCAUUGCAGGAGGGGGAGCACCUGAAAUUGAAGUUUCGCAGCGAUUAUCGGAGUAUGCAAAAACACUAAAGGGCAUGGAAGCUCAUUGUUUUGAAGCUUUUGCCAAUGCGCUUGAAGUUAUUCCGAUAACAUUAGCUGAAAAUGCAGGAUUGAAUCCCAUUAAUAUUGUUACUGAAUUAAGAAAUAAACAUGCUUUAGGAGAGAAAACUGCAGGAAUAAAUGUGAAAAAAGGUACAAUUUCAAAUAUUCUCGAAGAAAAUGUCAUACAACCUUUACUUGUGUCAACCAGUGCAAUAGAAUUGUCUGCAGAGACCGUAAAGAUGCUGCUUAAGAUCGAUGAUUUGGUUCAAACUCGAUAAUUUUCAUGUUUAUGUAAUAAAUUUACUGAUUUAGUGUAUAUUGUUAAAUUCAUGUGUGAUAACUGCUGAUACAAUAGUUUAUAUUAUUUUCGGAAAAACUUUCCUAUAAUGGGCGAGGCUUGGAGUGGUUUAAUUCAUACAUUUAAAUUUUUUUUUGGUGAAACAGAAAAAUAUCAUAAAUAUUUUAAAUAAAUAUUUUAAAUAAAUAUUUAUUUGCG